Durusdinium trenchii is the source of this 1490-nucleotide messenger RNA. The record is from the annotation of a GenBank genome assembly. Lineage: Eukaryota; Dinophyceae; Suessiales; Symbiodiniaceae.
AUAUAUAUAUAUAUAUUAUAUAAUGACUUGACUUCUGAUGGUCGUUUCUGGUAUCAGGAAGCAUUUUGGUGCAUUUCAGGGCACGGGAGGACGCGCCUUUUUGGUGAUGGGAUUGGAGUGCCAGACACUCCCAGCACUGCUUGAGGCCUUUCUUUCAGGACGCUUCGGGAUGGACGAAUCGGGAUGAUUCGAACUUCGCGCUUUACGAAUCUAUCUGAUGGCUCAGAGUAGGUAUAGAGGCUUAUAGAGGUGAAGCGGAUCCUUCCUGCGCAUUCAUUCCAGCGCAGCAGCGGAACUCGAAGCAUUUUGGGGCUAUGAGAGUGCUGUUGGGCUUGGCAGGAGUCUGGAGCAGUGCAGGACUGGAGCUUCCCCCCGUGGCCACUCGCGCGCAGCUGGUGGGCUUUGCGGGGGACCAGACGAACUACAACAUCUCAGCGCCGCACUUCCGCUGGACGGGCCACGUGGGACUGCGCUUCCGCGCGGAGGAGGCCACACUUUAUGGCUUCACGCCUGACACCGAGCUACGACAUGACACGCCCUUGCUGGUGUCGACCUUGCUGGAUGGCAACCGCUUCACCGGACGAGUCGCCGACGACUACGAGGACUUUGCAGAUGCGACCCAGUCACCCUUCGGUCAGAUCUUUGUCUUCUGGGACAUUCCUGACGAUCUAUGUACCGAGAGGGACUGCGGCUGGUCGCUGGUCCAGCAGGACGCCGCGGGUCGUGGAUCCGCGAAGUUUUAUGCCUUCCCACCAGAGGCCCCGCGCAAGUAUCGAGGACAGAGGGUUCCUCGCUGGGUGGUCCACCUUUUGUGUGGAGGAGAAGACGUUGCAACGAAGAGUCUCACUGUGACGCUUGAUCCCUCACAAGUCGUGUUCAUUGACACUCCGGCUUUUGCCAGCAUGAAUGCUGCGACCAUGGGAAAGCUUCACACCUUGCUUUCCACUGGAAUCAAAGAUGGGACUCGUCGAGAAGCGCUUCCACCUGCCGAGCAAAGCUUGUUCAGCAAACCUCCACAUGGAGCCAUCGUUGUGAUUUCACUCUGCCAUUGGCGAGAUCAACCGCAGGAGAUGCAAGUGUACUUGGAGAAGAUGGCGGAGGCCUUCAAGAACGCAUCCGGUGGUUCCGUGGCAUUCCCUUACGUUGUGGCAGCCACCCACCGCGACAGUUUCCUGCAAGAUUGCCAAAAGGAAGAUCCUGCAAAGGAGCUGCAGAAUGCUGUAGAAGACAUCAAGAAAGCUGCGCUGACAGAUCAUGUCUACACAAUCACCAGCUACAAGAGGGAAAGCUUCGGAAGCGCUCGGAACAACAAAGCUACGGGCGACUUGCUUUCUCAGCUCCUGACAAAAGCCAAGCUGGAGAAUACUGGAAAGGUGCAAGACCAGACCACCCACAACGCAAUCAUCUUCAUCAUCAUGGCAGUGGUUGCGCUCGUGGUAGGACUGCUCAUCAAUAAGAUGAAGUCGGAUGAGGCCUUGCCUAGUGAGCCU